This is a messenger RNA of Lemur catta (Ring-tailed lemur), 6499 nucleotides long. RefSeq names its product coiled-coil domain containing 39 (gene CCDC39). Lineage: Eukaryota; Metazoa; Chordata; Mammalia; Primates; Lemuridae. Gene Ontology annotation, cellular component: axoneme. The record is from RefSeq and is a predicted model, not a curated record. Gene Ontology annotation, biological process: inner dynein arm assembly; cilium-dependent cell motility; cilium movement.
CCGGUGGCGCUGCCGCGGAGCUUUGCCUGCGCCUGGGCUGGCUGUGGUGCCGCUCACCCGCGGCACGAGAAGGCGCGUCUUUGCUCUGCACCCGGGCUCGAGUUUCCUACGCGUUUGCAGUCAUGAGUAGCGAAUUCCUGGCGGAGCUGCACUGGGAGGAUGGGUUCGCCAUCCCGGUGGCGAAUGAGGAGAACAAGACACUGGAAGAUCAGUUGUCAAAGCUACAGAAUGAAAGAGCAUACUUACAAGAUCAGUUACGUGACUAUGAAGAUCGAAUUAAUGCUAUGACUUCUCACUUCAAAAAUGUCAAGCAAGAGUUAUCAUUUACGCAGUCUCUUUACAAGGCAAGGGAGCAUGAGAUUGAAAGUGAAGAACAUUUUAAGGCUAUUGCUCAAACAGAAUUGGGACGAGUGAAAGAGGAAAUCCAACGACUAGAAAAUGAGAUGUCUUCUAUACGGGAAAAGAAAAGUGAUAAAGAAAAUGGUAUAUUUAAAGCUACUCAAAAAUUGGAUGGUUUGAAAUGUCAAAUGAACUGGGACCAGCAAGCAUUGGAGGCCUGGUUAGAAGAAUCAGCUCAUAAAGAUAGUGAUGCCCUCACUCUUCAGAAGUAUGCACAACAAGAUGAUAAUAAAAUUAGGGCACUGACCCUGCAAUUAGAAAGACUAACUUUGGAAUGUAAUCAAAGAAGAAAAUUACUUGACAAUGAACUUACAGAGACUCUAAGUGCACAGUUAGAAUUGGAUAAAGCAGCACAAGAUUUUCGUAAGAUUCAUGAUGAAAGGCAAGAACUCAUUAAACAGUGGGAGAAUACAAUAGAACAGAUGCAGAAGAGGGAUCAAGACAUAGAUAACUGUGCUUUGGCAUUAGCAAAGACAAAACAAGAAAUAAGAGAAAAGGAAAAUUUGAUUAAGGAAAAGAUCAAGUUUUUGGAAAAUGAGAUUGGGAAUAACACAGAGUAUGAGAAAAGAAUAUCUGUUGCUGAUCGUAAACUUUUAAAAUGUAAAGCGGAGUAUCAGCACCAUGAAACUAAUAGAAGUCAGCUGAAGGAUGAGCUGGAUUCUUUAAAAGCCACUGUGAAUAGAACUUCCAGUGAUUUAGAAGCUCUGAGGAAAAAUAUUUCUGAAAUAAAGAGGGACAUGAAUGAAGAAAUUGUAAGGUUACAGAAAAUUAAAGGUAAUAAUCAGAACGUAAAAAAGAAAUUAAACCAGAUAACUGAGAAAACCAUGUCUGUAGAAGAGAAAGCUACCAAUUUGGAAGAUAUGCUAAAGGAAGAGGAAAAAGGUGUAAAGGAAGUGGACGUUCAAUUGAAGCUUGUAAAAGAUGUGCUUUUUAAGAAAGUUCAGGAGUUACAGACUGAGACAACGAAAGAAAAAGCUGUUGUUUCAGAAAUUGAAGGAACCCGUUCCUCUCUAAAACAUCUCAACCAUCAGUUACAUAAACUGGAUUUUGAAAGCUUAAAGCAGCAAGAAAUUAUGUACAAUCAGGAUUUUUUAAUUCAACAAAUGGAAAGGAGAAUGUCCCGGUUAAAGGGAGAAAUUAAUUCAGAAGAAAAACACACCCUUGAAGCAAAAAUUGUUGAACUUAAGAAGUCAUUGGAGGAGAAAAAAUGUACAUUUGGCAUUUUGGAAACACAGAUCAAGAAGCUUCAUAAUGAUCUUUAUUUUAUCAAGAAGUCAAACACUAAAAAUUGUGAUGAAAAGCAGUCCCUUAUGAAUGAAAUAAAUGGACUAAACCUUUUCAUUGAAAGAUCAGAGAAAGAACUUAAAAAAGCCAAAGCUUUUAAACAGGAUUUGAUGAUAGAGGACAAUCUUUUAAAACUUGAAGUUAAACGUACUCGAGAAAUGCUUCAUAAUAAGGCAGAAGAAGUUCUUUCCCUGGAAAAAAGAAAACAGCAGUUAUACACAGCUAUGGAAGAGCGAACUGAAGAAAUUAAAGUUCACAAAACAAUGCUUACAUCACAAAUAAGAUAUGUUGAUCAAGAACGGCAAAAUAUAAGCACUGAGUUUCAUGAUCGGCUAAGUAAAAUUGAUAAGCUGAAGAACAGAUAUGAAAUUCUUACCAUUGUUAUGCUGCCUCCUGAAGGAGAAGAGGAGAAAACACAGGCCUAUUAUGUAAUAAAGGCUGCUCAAGAAAAAGAAGAACUUCAAAGGGAAGGUGACAGUUUGGAUGCUAAGAUCAACAAAGCUGAAAAAGAAAUCUAUGCUCUAGAAAACACCCUGCAGGUGCUCAACAGCUGCAACAACAAUUACAAGCAAUCUUUUAAAAAAGUGACUCCAUCUAGUGAGGAGUAUGAGCUAAAAAUUCAACUAGAAGAACAAAAAAGAACUGCUGAUGAAAAAUACAGAUACAAACAAAGACAAAUCAGAGAACUUCAAGAAGAUAUCCAGAGCAUGGAAAAUACUUUAGAAGUUAUUGAACAUGUAGCAAAUAAUAUCAAAGAAAAAUUAUCAGAGAAGCAGGCUUAUUCGGGUCAACUAAAUAGAGAAACUGAGGAGCAGAAGCCAAAAUUAGAAAGAAUAACUAAACAGUGUGCAAAACUCACAAAAGAAAUACGUCUUUUGAGAGACACAAAAGAUGAAACACUAGAAGAACAAGACAUCAAACUUCGUGAAGUGAAACAGUUUCACAAGAUCAUUGAUGAAAUGCUACUUGAUGUCACAGAAGAAAAUGCUGACAUCCGUAUUGUCCUUCAAACAUACUUUCAACAGAGUGGGCUGGAACUACCUACAGCUGGUACUAAAGGCAGUCGUCAGAGUUCUAGAUCUUUUUCACACACUUCACUGUUAUCAGCAAGGUCAUCUGUGAGUACAAAUACUUCUGCUUCUCAGGCUUCAAUUAAAGUAUUAGAGCUCAACUUGCCGGCCUCUUCACUAGUAGACAAUGCUUCUAGGCCAACUAGUGCCAGUAGUAGCUCUAGUAAUGGUAAAAGCAAAAAGACCAGCAAGUAAAUAUUUUAACCUCUUUUGAACACGUUGUAAACACCCAAAAAUUUUAUACUUUAAAAUACAAAAUGACCAAACAGGUUUUAUCCAGUGCAAAGUGAAAAAACUGAUAGUUAAAAAAAGUCAAGUGAUUUUCUUAGUUUUCUUAUAUUCUUCAUACAGAUGGAAAACAGUAAUAGCAGAUUCUUGACAAAGCUACAUGUUAUAUACACAUAGGGAAAAUGGUGUCUUUCACUGUAGUUUUGAUGUUUGUAGUGUUAGAAACUUCACUGUUUCAUGAAACUACUCAGUUCUAAUUUAAUAAUCUUUCAGGAAAUUUUAAAAAAUUCACUCUACUAUUAAGAGCUUGUAACAGUAUGAAAAUUCUCACUUACCCUAGAAGAUCCCCAAAUUAGGUUUUCUUUAUUCAAAAAAAGAAAAAUUUUCCCCCAGACUUUUAGGGAAAAAAAUCUGUUAAAGGCAAUUCCUUCUUCUGGUAUAAUUUUUAACCAAAAAGUAGCAUUACCUCCUCCCCUCAAAGAAAACAAUAAGAGAAACACUGCAUAUCAAUAGAAAGUACAACUUAAAUUUCUAAGAAUUUCUUAAAUCCAUUCUGACCUUGAAAGAAAUCAUACACAUUAAAGAUUUCCUCACAGAUACAGCCAACCAUAUAGAACAUUUUUAAAAUUUUCUUGAUUUAAUAAACAAUUUAAAGAAAGCUAGAUAUGAUUUGCAAUAGGAAUUUCAUACAUUUACAGUGGAGGUAGACCACCAGAUUUAGAAUUAGUUUUUCCAGUUAAUACUUUAUAUAACAUGUACCCAACACUGUGAACUUUUGGAAUAGAGUAUGGAAAGUUAUAUUAUAAAACCGGAUUUUCAAAUAAACGUAUUAGAAUCCAUGUAUUUGUUUCCUUGAAACCUUGGAAAAAAUAUUCAUUACAAUUGUCAUUUAGAACGGUCAUUUUCAUUUCCUUCUAAAAAUUAGUGGUAAUGAAUGUUUCUCCUGAUUAUUGUUUUAGAAACAGGAAAAGGCAUAUCAAAGUCUAAUGGAUAAGAUGGCUAGAGAAAGCUGGAUAAUGUAAUUUUUGGCUAAAACACUGCUCUAAUACAUGAGAUUUGUAAGAUACAAAAACUGAUUAACCUCAAAGUCACUUUGUUCACCAGUUUUUUUCCUUUGUUUUACUGUAUUUUCUCUUUUCGUUCUCUCAAUCCUCCUUCACAGAACGCCACAGUUCUUAUUCUCAGUCCUAUAUUAGUUUGUAAAUUACUUGGAACUUGAAAUAAUAUUAAACACUGUGUUCUAUGAAGGCAGAGGUUGUGUCUUAGCUCUGCGACUUUGGGCAGUUACUUCUCUAUGCUUUUUUCCCUCAUUUGUAAUACAGAAAGGUAUCCACAAGUUUACUGAAAUAAUUGGAUUAACAUAUGCAAAAUGCACAGGGGUUAACAUGUGGUAACUGCACUACAACUUUUACCUAUUAUUGAGUCAACCUCCAGAAGCUAACACAGUAUUUGUGGAAUGGAAUGGUCAGGUCCCUAGGCCAGCACACACGUCUACCUUUAACCCUUAAGUAACAGUUCUAUUUUCAGUGUAAUCAGGCCAAAUGGUGAGGCAGGGGAUCAACCUCUCUAUCUUCCAAGUCUGGAGUUAUCAGAACGUCCAAAAGCCGUGCUUCAUCUACUAAUGGAAACCAAGUCACAGUCAGCCUGUAGACAUACUGAUGUUGAGGAAAAUUGUUGAAGUUACCAGUCACUAGGAAUUCUUGACAAUAUAAAUCCCCAAUAAUAAUUUUUCCUGUGAUGGGCUUCCUGAACACAUCCUUCAAGUGGUUUAUGUACUCUGCUUAAAUUUAGUAUUUCCUAGUGGAGAGGUCCUGGGAAAGAUGGAAUUUUUCAAUUCAGGCAGCCUGCAGGAUAAGGUACUAUCCUAACUUUUAAAUAAAAUGGUGUGUAAAAUUGUAAGCUAUACUAGGGAUUCCAAAAGGUCAAGGGCUAUGUCAAGAGGUAGUUUUCACUCUCUAAAAACGCCACUGUGUAGGACUAUGUAAAGAUGAUACUAAAGCUAUUAAUACAUGGAACCGAGGACUCUUUUAAGAUGAAUUUCUUGGCACAAACACUAAUGCCUGAGUGAUGGCCCAUUUCUACUGCCAUUAUCUAUUGCUCUUAACCAGGAUCUUUUUCCUGUUCCACUGUAAAACAAAUUUCCGAUUUUCCACUAGGCUCCCAUCAUUGGAGUUUGCAGGACACAAAUAGUACACACACGUACUUAAAGCGUGGAUAUUUUACUGUUGGCAAGAACUACAAGACAGAAUAGGGAAAAAAAGUCUCUUCUUCCCCUAUCAUUCUCUCUUACUUAGACCUUUGUAGAUGGAUACUCACCUACCCACCUACCUAUACCCAUCCAGUGUCAUCAUGAGUGACAGUAUUCAAAUCAUUUACUGAUUCUAGAAUCUUAAACUGGAAAGAUCCUAGACAUAAACCCAACACCUACGACUCCUCUCUCUAUCUCCCAAAGAGUACAUUAUACUGUUUUUAGUAAUUCUGGGGGAUCUUUACAAUCCAAGUCCCUUCCUUCUUCAGCUAUAGAAGCUGGAACUUACACCAUGUAAAACCAGGCUCUGCUUGGUUUAUUUAUUCAGACCCUGAGAAAGGAGACAUCAGGGAAGCAUCAAGAGAGUGGAGGUAGUAAGAAAAGUAGAAAUGCAGGCCAGUCCUAGGUUAUUUAAAAACAUGCCUAGUGUUUUCUGGAUUGAACAUUUGCAAUACUAGGACAGUUUCCUAAUUUUCUUUCCCUAGAGAGAAAUGAGAUUUACAGUGUACUUCUCUGCCUUUGCCACCACUUUUUGCCAAAAGAUUCUUUUCUAUUCUGAUUUAUUCUUGCCUGGAAUGUAGAUAGUCUCUAAGGGUUUGCCAAUAUUUAAAGUUAAAAAAUUUCUUAUGGCUAUAAUGAUAGCAGUAAGAUAAAAUAAUAAUGAAGAAAUAAGCAAAAUGGGCUCCUAGUCAACUUUCACAAUCUUAUUUCUAAGGUACUUGUUAAGCUGGCAAUGACCAUUCACAAACCAUUUUUAAUUAAAUCAGACUUUAGAAGCAAAUUAAGACACGUAAUCUACCAUUUCAAAUAAAACUGUGUAAAAAAAUUUAAUAUUUAAACAAAUGAUACACAUAAUCAAGAAACAUUCAAACAUAAUCUCUUUCUAAAGUUGAGGGCUUUUAAUUUAACAGAAAGGAGAAUGAAAUAAUUUUUGACGAAGAUGAUCUAAGUGUUCAACGCAUAAAUUUGUUUCUCAAACAGUAGGAUGUGGUGAACCCGGGAAUUCUUGUAUACCAUAAUACAAGGAAGAAACAAUACUUUCAGAGAAUUAUCUUUAGGUGAAGAAACUCAAAUUGUCAGAGUAAGAAGUAUACUGUACGUAUAUACAUGAAAGGGCUAAAAAUCAAGCCGUGACACAGGAACCUACAACUGAAACCAAUCAAAUUUGAGAAAAGCUAAAAAACAUUUGCUUUCUGUAAUCUCUAUAAAUAAUUUUAAGAGCAGAGAUUUUUACACUGGAUGGUUACGAACAAAACAUCUCAAAAUUUUA